CAAGUGCAGAUCAUCCACAAUCAUCACCAAUGGUGUGUGAUCAACAGGUCGGCCUUUACUUGACAAAACACCACGAGUCGCCCUUGCAGAUCAGAAGACAUGUCAUGUGUUGUGUGAUUCCCUGAGUUUUUCUGAGUUCUCAAAACACCGAGUCGUGUUGCUGCUCCACUGAUUUCUUCCAUGAACGGUCAUCAAUCCAGGAAGUGUGGUCCUGUGGGAGAAAGGCAAGGGCCCGUUUUCGGUGAGGUGCACGGGACAUCGACAUGGCAGUUUCCCGGCUACGCCGCAAGCACCUCGUGAUCUGUUUCGGUUUACAACUCGUGUGCUUGGUCGCUCUUGCCCGCUACAUCGGCCUGUCGGUGUCGAUACACUUCGAGAGGAAGUCCCCAACGGGCACCCGGGAUUUAGAAAUACACCCUCGUGACUGUCCCGCGCAGCCCUGCUCGCACAAACAAUCGAUACUGAGUAGUAAACAAUCCACGUCGAAUAACCAGGAAUCGACACCUAUCAACCGGGAAUCUGAACAAUAUCCCAAAAACAGGAGUGUAACACUACACACUGAAGACAGUAUCGACAUUGGGAAGGAGUCGGUUGGGCUUGCACAGUCCCAAGCAAAGCACUUUUCCUUCCAGAAGUCAGUAUUCACCUGCUCGGUGGUGAUCCAGGGCCACAUCCCGGAGAAGGCUAAGCGGAUCGGUUACGAGGUGAAGGACUACCCGCGAGCGAAUAUCGAUGAAAAGACCGGGUUUUAUGAGCGGAGUCCCCCGGACACUUACAACUCCAGCAUCGAGGUGGAGGAACUCGACGAGAAGCUGCUCAAGAAGAUCAAGGACUACGUCCCACACCUCUUCAGCACCUACCUGCCCUUUUCGCCCGAGUACCGCAACCCCUGCAAGGUGGUUCCGGGCCGUGCCCGCUGCCUGCCGUAUUUCCACGUCCUGACGGGCGCCAAGAGCGGCUCCACCGACUUCUGGUACUCCAUGGAGCUGCACCCGCUGGUCUUCACCACGCCCAAAGAGCCACAUUGGUGGACGCGAGACGUAGCGCACUCGAUUAAGCCGUAUGAUAAAUCCUUCAGCCACUUUCAGGAAUGCAUCGAAACGGGGAAAGAUCCCAACAUCCGCAACUAUGUCACAGGUGACGGGUCCACAAGUUCGCUGUGGGACAACCAUCUCACCAUAAACUGGUCUGAUAGCAAAGGAUGGGGGAAGUACCCCACCGUGACGUUGGCGGACAUCAUCCGGGCUUUGACCCCCAACGCCAGGAUCAUCUUCCUGUUACGUAACCCGAUCGAGAGGUUGUAUUCGGAUUACUUUUACAUCUACGGCGGCAGGUCUGCUCAGGACUUCGACGUCAAAGUCAGGAAGCAUCUGAAGGUUUACGAUGACUGUCUGAAACGAGAAGACCAACGCACCUGCCUCUAUCGGAACAAUCGAGGCGGUGUUGGGCAUAGCGUACUAGUUGGCCUCUAUUACAUCUACGUUCAAGACUGGUUGAAGCGUUUCCCUCUUGAUCAAGUUCUGUUUCUGCGGAGUGACGACUGGUUUCAAGGCCAGAAGCCAGACAUGCUGCUCAAAACCUACCAUUUUCUUGAUAUCGACGUCACCCAGGAAGAAAUGAAAGACAUCCUGACGAUUGACACCUUGAAGAUCACCAUCGGGAGAGAGAACGUCUUGAGGUCGGCUUCCGGCCGGAAGAAGAGGAAUCCCAUGCUGCCGUCGACCAAGAAAUUACUCGAGGAACUCUACGCACCGUCAAAUAAGGCCCUAGCCAAGCUGACGGGAAAUGACGGGUUUCUAUGGAAAGACUGAACUCUUGCGCCCUCGUUUUGUUUCCUGCCUAACACCAGUGUACUUACGAACAUCGUAAAUCAAAGAUAGUGUUGAUGUUUAUUGUUUUAUUCGAAGGUGCUGUGUCCCUUUGUCAAAGAUUUUGUUGUUGUUGUUGUUGUU
Molecule: messenger RNA, 1952 nt
Organism: Acanthaster planci (crown-of-thorns starfish)
Lineage: Eukaryota; Metazoa; Echinodermata; Asteroidea; Valvatida; Acanthasteridae
Product: carbohydrate sulfotransferase 15-like
Biological process (GO): hexose biosynthetic process
Molecular function (GO): N-acetylgalactosamine 4-sulfate 6-O-sulfotransferase activity
Source: RefSeq, a predicted model, not a curated record